Nezara viridula (southern green stink bug) is the source of this 2972-nucleotide messenger RNA. The record is from the annotation of a GenBank genome assembly. NCBI's taxonomy places the organism in Eukaryota, Metazoa, Arthropoda, Insecta, Hemiptera, Pentatomidae.
UUCAGGUUUUACUGGGAUCUGUGCAUGCUCCUCCUUCUUGUGGCGAACCUUAUAAUACUCCCUGUCGCAAUAUCGUUCUUCAACGAUGAUCUCAGCACACGUUGGAUAGCAUUUAAUUGUCUUUCCGAUACAAUAUUUCUUAUAGAUAUUGUUGUCAACUUCAGAACAGGUAUCAUGCAACAAGACAAUGCAGAGCAAGUGAUACUGGACCCUAAACUCAUAGCAAAGAAUUACUUGAAAACGUGGUUUUUCCUUGAUUUAAUAAGUUCCAUCCCUCUAGAUUACAUUUUUUUAAUUUUUAACCAAGAUUUUAGUGAAAGUUUUCAAAUCCUCCAUGCAGGAAGAGCUCUGAGAAUACUACGGCUGGCUAAGUUGCUGUCACUUGUGCGCCUCCUUAGGUUAUCCAGGCUGGUCAGAUAUGUUAGCCAAUGGGAAGAAGUAUAUAUCUUGCAGAAUCUUCAAAAAAAGCGGACUGAACGAAGAGGUCGUCUCAGCUCUGACCCACAGAAAGAAUCAAAGUUCAGCAAAAGCAAUCUCAUUUUUAAGUUUCUUAAUAUGGCAAGUGUCUUCAUGAGAAUUUUCAACCUUAUCUGCAUGAUGCUUUUGAUUGGACAUUGGUCUGGAUGUUUGCAGUUUCUUGUGCCAAUGCUUCAAGGUUUUCCUUCUAAUUCAUGGGUGGCUAUAAAUGAAUUACAGGAAGCAUUUUGGUUGGAGCAGUAUUCAUGGGCAUUGUUCAAAGCCAUGUCCCACAUGUUAUGUAUUGGUUAUGGAAGGUUCCCUCCACAGUCACUCACAGACAUGUGGCUUACUAUGCUAUCCAUGAUAAGUGGAGCAACCUGUUAUGCUCUAUUCUUAGGGCAUGCUACUAACUUAAUCCAGAGUUUAGAUUCUUCACGCAGACAAUAUAGAGAAAGGGUAAAACAAGUUGAAGAAUAUAUGGCUUAUCGAAAACUUCCAAGAGAAAUGAGGCAAAGAAUUACUGAAUAUUUUGAACAUCGGUAUCAAGGGAAGUUUUUUGAUGAAGAAGCUAUUCUUGGUGAACUAUCUGAAAAAUUAAGGGAAGAUGUUAUUAACUACAACUGCCGUUCAUUAGUGGCAUCAGUACCUUUCUUUGCUAAUGCUGAUGGAAACUUUGUAUCUGAUGUUGUAACUAAACUUCGUUAUGAAGUCUUUCAACCAGGAGAUAUAAUAAUCAAAGAAGGAACUAUUGGCACUAAGAUGUAUUUCAUACAGGAAGGUAUUGUUGAUAUAGUUAUGGCAAAUGGUGAAGUGGCAACUAGCUUAAGUGAUGGUUCUUAUUUUGGAGAAAUAUGUCUCUUAACAAAUGCAAGAAGAGUAGCUAGUGUUAGAGCAGAGACAUAUUGCAACCUAUUCUCACUUUCAGUUGAACAUUUCAAUGCUGUGCUUGACCAGUAUCCACUGAUGCGUCGUACAAUGGAAAGUGUUGCAGCUGAAAGGUAUCGUAUAAAUCGUGAAAGACAACAGGCACGAGAAAAUAAUAAGCCACCAACGUCAGUAGAUAACACUGUUGAAGAGCAUAGACUGUAGCAUGGAUUUUAUGUUUAUAGAUUCUUAUGUGCUAUAAUCUAAUAUUUUCUUUUCUUCAUUUAAAUUUAAUGUGAUUAAUGAAUCUUUUGGCACUGCUUUCAUUUAAAUGAAUUAUUUUAGUUAAUAAUUUUUGUUAUUUGCAUGUAAUUAUUUUUAUUUCAUUAUCAUUAUUUUUAUGGUGAUUAUUAUUAUUUUUAGUAGACAUAAAUGUUGUAGUUGUUCUUUAUUAUAGAUUAGUUUCUCUAGUUUUACUGUUUUAGUUCCUGCUUAAGAUGGUUGCAAAAGUUACUAUAAUUAUGUAUAAGAUUAGUAUGAAAUAUAUGAAAUACCUGAAGUAUUAUUUAAUAUUUUGUUUAACUCGCAACUUGCAAUGCAAGCUGUCAGAAAUUAAUUUAAAUAAUUUACUUUAAAAUAUAUUAAAUUUUGAAAUUUCCUAAAAUCUAUAAUAUUCUUCAUUAUUGUAAUUCAUCAUAAGUCAUUUCAUUAAAUAUCUACAUUAUAAUAUGAAAGACUGAAAAUCAAAAGUAACAGUUAGUUUUAGAAAAUAUAAAAUGCUCUAAAAGAGAUAAGUUUUUUAAUGAUAUGUCCAUAAAUAAUUGGUAUUAUUUUCUAAUCGUUCUUUCUUUCAAUUUGAAAAUGAGUUUCUAUGUUGAUUGACAUUUAAAAUAAUAACUGUAUCUAUGGUAUUGAUAAGUUCAGAUAUUAAUAUUGUAUUUUUAAAAGUAUUUUUAUUACAAAAAGAACAAUGCAAAUAUUUUAUUUAUGGAAUGAGAGCCAAUGUAAUAGUUCUGCACAUGCAUAUUUAUUAUAUAUUUUUUUGUAUGUUUAUCAUUUAAUUUUUAAUAAAUAGUUAACGUUUUUCACAAUUAUGUUUUUUUUGUUUUUUUUUAUAAUUUCAUACCAAAAAUUGAGUGCCAAUCAGGAUUUAAUGUUGCAUGAUAACAAACAAAGCAGCAUGAACUUUUGACUGUCAGUUUCAAAUGUGUGUGUGUAUGUGUUAUGUAUGUGUGGGUAAGUGGGUAAGUAGAUGUUUAUAAAUACUCUGUUAUAAUCAUUUAUUGGUGUAAUUAUAUGUAUGUAACAGCUUGGAACUUGUUAUUAAAAAAAGAAAAAUAUAUAUAAACAGAUUUCUUUAAACUCAAUUAAAUUGUUAUAUUUUAUUUACUUUUAUGAUUAUUAUAAUUUUUUUUAUUAUCUAAUUUAUUUAGUUACAUCUUCAAAGCUAUUAAUAUUUUAAUGCAUGUAUGUACAUAUUUAUAUUCCUGUCCAUAAUUUUGCUUAGUUACAUGAUUUUAUUUUGUAUAUUAUCGUUAUUGUGUUAAUUACUAACUGAAGUUUAUGUAUGACCCAUACAUGUUUGGGACAAACAUCAAAUGGUAUUAUAAAUGAUCAUUGUCCAUAAUAAAAAUAAAUUAAUAAGUGAA